CUGAUUGAUAACUAGUGAGUGACAGUAAGGGACAGGCUGAUUGAUAACUGAGUUACAGUAAGGGACAGGCUAAAUGAUAACUAGUGAGUUACAGUAAGGGACAGACUUAUUGAUAACUAGUGAGUGACAGGCUGAGUAAAAACUAAUGAAUGACUGUGAGGGACAGGCAGGGGCUCAGUGAUAACUAGUGAGUGACAGACUUAGUGUUAACUAGUGAGUGACAGACUUAGUGAUAACUAGUGAGUGACAGGCUUAGUGAUAACUAGUGAGUUACAGUGAGGGACAGGCUGAGUGAUAACCAGUGAGUGACAGGCUGAGUAAAAACUAAUGAAUGACUGUGAGGGUCAGGCAGGCUGAGUGAUAACUAGUGAGUGACAGGCUGAGUAAAAACUAAUGAAUGACUUGAGGGACAGGCAGGCUGAGUGAUAACUAGUGAGUGACAGGCUGAGUAAAAACUAAUGAAUGACUUGAGGGACAGGCAGGCUGAGUGAUAACUAGUGAGUGACAGGCUUAGUAAUAACUAGUGAGUGACAGGCUGAGUGAUAACCAGUGAGUGACAGGCUGAUUAAAAACUAAUGAAUGACAGUGAGGGACAGGCUGAGUGAUAACCAGUGAGUGACAGUGAGUGACAGGCUGAGUAAAAACUAAUGAAUGACUUGAGGGACAGGCAGGCUGAGUGAUAACUAGUGAGUGACAGGCUUAGUAAUAACUAGUGAGUGACAGGCUGAGUGAUAACCAGUGAGUGACAGGCUGAUUAAAAACUAAUGAAUGACAGUGAGGGACAGACUGAGUGAUAACCAGUGAGUGGCAGGCUGAGUGAGUGACAGGCUAAAUGAAAGACAGGCAGUAGUCAUUGAGGGAAAGGCUGAGUGAUAGACAGUCAGUGGUCAGUGAGUGACAGGCUAGGCUGAGUGAUAAACAGGCAGUGGUCAGUGAGUGACAGGCUGAGUGGUAGACAGGCAGUGGUCAGUGAGUGACAGGCUGAGUUAUAGACAGGCAGUGGUCAGUGAGGGACAGGCUGAGUGGUAGACAGGCAGUGGUCAGUGAGUGACAGGCUGAGUGAUAGACAGGCAGUGGUCAGUUAGGGACAGGCUGAGUGGUAGACAGGCAGUGGUCAGUGAGUGACAGGCUGAGUGAUAGACAGGCAGUGAUCAGUGAGGGACAGGCUGAGUGAUAGACAGGCAGUGGUCAGUGAGUGACAGGCUGAGUGGUAGACAGGCAGUGGUCAGUGAGGGACAGGCUGAGUGAUAGACAGGCAGUGGUCAGUGAGUGACAGGCUGAGUGGUAGACAGGCAGUGGUCAGUGAAGGACAGGCUGAGUGGUAGACAGGCAGUGGUCAGUGAGUGACAGGCUAGGCUGAGUGAUAGACAGGCAAUGGUCAGUAAGUGACAGGCUGAGUGAUAGAUAGGCAGUGGUCAGUGAGUGACAGGCUGAGUGAUAGACAGACAGUGGUCAGUGAGGGACAGGCUGAGUGGUAGACAGGCAGUGGUCAGUGAGUGACAGGCUGAGUGAUAGAUAGGCAGUGGUCAGUGAGUGACAGGCUGAGUGAUAGACAGGCAGUGGUCAGUGAGGGACAGGCUGAGUGGUAGACAGGCAGUGGUCAGUGAGGGACAGGCUGAGUGAUAGACAGGCAGUGGUCAGUGAGGAAUAUGCAGCCUGUGACAGACAGCUAGACAGUGGUGAAAACUGUGGAAUGUGACUCUGGCUAUUAUGUAUCUCAUAGACUGACUCACACUGCUAAUAAAAUGCAUCUUCUUCAUACAGACCCACGUACACUCACUUGUCUUGUUAUACUCAUCUCCAGGACCAGGAUGGAUGUUGUAGUGUCACGGCUGUGUGGUACGUUCCCAUCAGACCCCUUGCCGGUUUGGGUCAGAGGACAAGUCGGUCCCUGCUUCAAUCAGCUGAUCCUGAGCUGUAUACCACACCUGGUUAUUGCUGUGAUCAGUGCGUGCCAUGCCGGGGCUCCCAGGCGCUGUGUUCCCAGACAACCCAGCUCGGCUUGGAUUUGUCGGGUGGUCAUUGCACUCAUCCUUGCUGCUUUUGCUUUACUUGAUCUUGUCUUGGGAGCUGUUUUCCCUCAGGAACUUCCCUCCACCCUAGGAGUGUUGUCAGGGGGCGUGUCUUGUUUAUCGCUGUUGACUCACUUCUUGGCGCUGUUUAUGCUAAGACAUUCCCAGUACAGCAGCACUAGAGGACCCAUAAGCCUUGCGCUGCCCAUUCUUCUGCUCAUUCCCCCUCUGGUGAUCACUGUUGUGUGGUUGUAUAAUGAAGGAGCUUUAUCUGCCCCACUUCAUCCCAUACUCCUCACCCGUUUCACAGUGUCUUGUUUACGUCUUUUUUGCCUUAUUGUUUAUUUUUUGGCUUUUAUUUUCCCCUUCUCAAACUCAAGAGCUUUUGCUUCAGGUUCCAUCAAUGCUGAUGAUGACCUGUCCCCUCUGCUCUUUACUCUUGAAACUCCCAGUCGGCAGGAACCAGCUGAGGAUGGUGAGAGUUGGUUAUCUAGGUUCUUCUAUCUAUGGAUGAGUCCUCUUAUGCAGAGUGGGGCUUGUGGAAAACUAAAUCGCCCUCAAGAUGUCUACCUACUUCCUGCGCGUCUUCAAACUAAUAGAAUACGCAAACAAUUUCUGUCCAAGAGCAGCUCAGGAGCACAAGGAGUAUUACGCCUUCUCCCCACUCUGCAUGCCUGUUUUGGGGUUCGUUACUACUCUCUAGGGCUACUAAAGUUAUUCGCAAACUUGCUGGGGUUUUUGGGUCCUCUGCUUCUCAACUUGCUUGUAAAUUUCAUGGAAACUGCUGGGGAGCCUCUAAGCUGGGGAGUUCUUUAUACCAUAGCCCUUUUUGCCAGUGGGUUUUUUGGCGCCCUGCUUCAGAAUCAGUUCACGCAAGAGCUGAAUAAAUUAAUGCUAGCUGUACGAGCUUCUGUGCUUUCUAGUGUGUAUCGCAAGGCACUGCGUGGGGAAGGAACAGGCCUGGCCGGAUUCUCCCCAGGGGAGGUGGUGAACUUCAUGAGUACAGAUGCAGAUCGGAUCUCCAAUUUUUGCCGCAGCUUCCAUGAACUUUGGGGCCUCCCACUUCAGUUCUCAGUCACUCUAUAUCUCCUAUACCUGCAAGUUGGAGCCGCCUUCCUGGGAGGGCUGGGCCUGGCACUUCUAUUGGUGCCACUUAACAAGGUGAUCGCUAGCGGUAUCAUGAAGAACAACAAAGAGAUGCUAAAGCAUAAAGAUGCCCGAGUUAAGCUGAUGACAGAGCUCCUCUCUGGUAUGAGAGUUGUAAAGUUUUACACGUGGGAAGAGCACUUUUCGCAUUCUGUGAGCGCUCUGAGGGAGAAGGAACUGCGCAGUCUCCGUGCAAUCAAGUUGUUAGAUGCUCUCUGCGUGUAUUUGUGGGCAGCGCUGCCCGUCCUUGUCUCUAUUAUCACUUUUAUCACCUACGUCCUGCUGGGACACCAGCUCACAGCUGCAAAGGUGUUUACAGCCUUGGCUUUAGUCGGGAUGUUAAUUCUACCUCUCAACAAUUUCCCAUGGGUGCUGAAUGGGGUUUUAGAGGCAAAAGUGUCCUUGGAUCGGAUCCAGCUAUUCCUCGAUCUCCAAGAGCAGAACCUGCUGACUUACUACAGCCAAGCACCACCAACAGAUCCUUCCUCCAACUUGGAACUGCGUGAAGCUGCAUUUUCUUGGGUGUUAGAUCCUGAGUGUGUGAUCGGGUCGUGCAGAUCAGGCUCUCUUCAGUUGUCCAUCCAACAUCUCUCUAUCCACAAGGGAUCUUUAGUUGGAGUUGUUGGAAAAGUUGGUUCUGGAAAAAGUUCUCUCUUGGCAGCAAUUACAGGAGAACUUCACAGGUUACGAGGAGACCUGUUUGUUUCCCAUGAGGAGUUUGGAUUCGGCUUUGCAGCUCAGGAGCCCUGGAUCCAGUUUGCCACCAUAAGAGACAACAUUCUGUUUGGGAAGGAGUUUAAUGGACAUCUGUACCAGGAAGUCAUUAAAGCUUGUGCCCUAACGGACGACCUCAGUAUUUUGCCAGCUGGAGAUCAGACAGAGGUUGGAGAGAAUGGGGUCACUCUUAGUGGGGGGCAAAAGGCUCGAGUGGCUUUGGCUAGAGCUGUUUACCAGGAGAAAGAUAUUUAUCUCCUUGAUGACCCCUUGGCUGCAGUAGAUGCUGAUGUGGCUUCUCACUUGAUGGAAAGAUGCAUUCUGGGCAUCCUUAGGGGCAGAACCAGGGUCUUGUGCACUCACCGGACUGAACUGCUGGGCAAGGCAGAUGUGCUAGUGCUGCUAAGUGAUGGGAAGAUCAUCUGCUCAGGCCCUCCUGAUAAGAUCCUGCCAUUGGUUGAAACCAACACGAAGCUCAGAGACUCAGAAGAACGGACAAAGGAGAAUGCCGUCUGUAAAGGUGUAGACGAUGAUAACGGACAUCAGACAGACCCAGUGACUGCCUCUGCUCUCGGGGAGGAGGAGAAGAAAGAAGGAGCGGUUGCCCUGCAGGUGUAUGGGGCGUACUGGAGAGCGGUUGGGGGAUUUCUGGCCGGCUGUGUAUUACUUUCAUUAUUUCUUAUGCAAGCUUCCAAAAAUGUUUCAGAUUGGUGGUUGUCGCAUUGGAUAUCGAACCUUCCUGAUACUUCUGGGAACACUUCACUUGUGGAGCUUUCUCAGGCUUUCCUGUCGCCUCCUCUGCUCCUCUUCGCUCCUGGGGGGCUGAUAUCUCCUGUUUCCUCUGUGCAACUAGCAGAGAACAGCUCUCUGGGUUUGACAUUCUACAUGUCUGUAUACGGGGGCAUCGCAGCUGCAAACACCAUCUUUUCUGCCCUACGUGCUUUGCUCUUUGCACUGGGCAGUGUACGAGCAGCCACAGUGAUCCACAAGCGUCUGCUAAGGAGAGUCCUGCUGGCAACAGUGACAUUCUUUGACACAACACCGAUUGGAAGAAUCAUUAACCGCUUCUCUUCUGACCUGUAUUGUGUGGAUGAUACUCUUCCAUUCAUUCUCAACAUCUUCCUGGCUAAUGUGUUUGGCUUGCUUGGGAUGCUGGUGAUGAUCAGCUUUGGUCUGCCCUGGAUUCUACUUGUGCUGGUGCCACUGGGGCUGCUGUAUUACCACAUCCAGCGUUUUUACAGACACACAUCCCGCGAGCUAAAGCGGUUGCACAGUAUCACCCUGUCGCCCAUCUACAACCACUUCUCUGAGACUAUGACUGGUCUUAGCACCAUCCGAGCCAUGCGCCACAUUGACAGGUUUGAGCUGGAGUGCGAGUCUCGGUUAGAGCUGAACCAGCGAUGUCUGUUUGUCAGUAACACAGCCGCCCAGUGGCUGGACAUUCGUCUUCAGAUGAUUGGGGUGAUUGUGGUCACAGCCAUUGCUGUUAUUGCUAUAAUACAGCACCAGCGGGCAGCUGGGAAUCCAGGACUGGUAGGAUUAGCUCUAUCAUAUGCUCUCUCCAUCACCGGCCUCCUCUCAGGGCUGAUCUCAAGCUUCACUCAGGCAGAAGCCAUGAUGGUGAACGUGGAACGGGCAGAGGAAUAUUCUACCACUCUGCCAUCUGAGCCUGCUAAUGGCACCAUAGAGGUUGAAUCUGAUUGGCCAAGUAAAGGUCACAUUGAGUUCAGGGAUGCUGUUCUUUGCUAUCGUCUGGGACUUCCCAAUGCACUAGAUGGAGUCAACUUCACCAUAUAUCCAGGGGAGAAGAUUGGCAUUGUGGGCAGGACAGGGUCAGGGAAGUCCACCUUAUUCCUGGCCCUGUUCCGGAUGAUAGAGCUGAAUGCCGGGCUUAUUCUGAUUGACAACUUGUCCACCCGCCAUCUAAGCCUAGAGCUACUGAGGUCUAGACUUGCUAUCAUUCCUCAGGAUGCUUUCUUGUUCAGUGGCAGUGUUCGGGAGAAUCUGGAUCCAUUGUCACAUCAUACUGAUGGAGAACUGAUCAGUGUUCUGGAGCAAUGCCACCUAUGUGACCUAGUGACCCGUAUUGGAGGGCUGGAUGCCGAUGUUGGUGACAGAGGGAAAAACUUCUCAUUGGGGCAGAGGCAGCUUCUGUGUCUUGCCAGAGCCCUGCUGACCCAUGCAAAGAUUCUCUGCAUUGAUGAAGCAACAGCGAGUGUCGACCACCAGACAGACCAGUUACUGCAGCAAACUAUCCGCGAGAGAUUCAGGGAGCGCACUGUGCUAACGAUCGCACACAGGUUGAACACUAUCCUGGACUCAGAUCGUAUACUGGUGAUGCAUGCUGGGAAGGUGGUUGAGAUGGACCCUCCUGAGGUCCUGAGCAAAAGGAAGGACUCACACUUUUACAAACUCAUACAUGGAGGGCAACUCUAAGGAGCAGUACCCACAAUAUGUGCAAGGGGUUCAGGGAAUACAGGGUGGUGGAAACUUGCCGGGUUGAGGGCAAUCAUGAAGAGUGGGUCAGCCCAUUAUAUCUAUAAAGCAGGAAAUUCAUUUGAAAGGUGAGAAGUCCAAGCAGCACAUGAAGCUUCUAAUUGGCUAAGUGGAGAGGAUAGGGAGAGUCCAUAAGGCACAUCAGAGAGGUGGGAAAGCUGUGAAGAGUAGGGGGAACAGAAAACAAGCACAAAUCUUCAGCAUUAUGUUGUUAGGGGGUAGACAAACAUCAACUUGAAGCAAGAGAACAUUUGAAUGUGAUCACUGUGUGACCAAGAGGUGGGGAGACCACGUAAUGUGGUUAAAAUGAUACAUCAUAUGCAGUAUAUGGUACAGGGAAGAUAUAGUGCAGUAUGGUAGUGGAAAGCUCACCCAGCAAAGGCAACUUAUGGGGAGUCCAUAUAGUGUGACAGAGACCUACUUGACUCAGGAGAGACAAAGCUGUGAGUUAAACCACUAGUGCAACAGAGGAAGAAAAUCCACAAGACUCAGGAGAGUGUAAGGUAGGAAAUGUGAGGCCAUGUGGUGCUGGGAAGGGAGUUUUAAGCAGAAGCAGUAAGGUAGGAAACCUACACACCACCUAUACAAGUGCCACUUUAUAUUUAUCCCUUAUUCAUUUUAUGAAUAAAACAAAUAAAGCUGUGCGGCUUUAGGUUAUUAUGCCCAUGUAUCUUCUUAUGAGAUCUCUGUGCUCAGAUGACAAACACACACCCAUUAUUAAUGUUCAUUUUCUUAGCUGAUACUGAUACAUAUCCAGUAGGGCUGUGCAAUAUGGGGGAAAAUAUUAUGAUUUUUUCUGUUCAAAUGUUGUGAUUUUUAAUUGCGAUUUUAUUAAAAUAUUUUUAUAAACACA
This is a messenger RNA of Bombina bombina (fire-bellied toad), 7221 nucleotides long. RefSeq names its product ATP binding cassette subfamily C member 10 (gene ABCC10). Gene Ontology annotation, biological process: transmembrane transport. NCBI's taxonomy places the organism in Eukaryota, Metazoa, Chordata, Amphibia, Anura, Bombinatoridae. The transcript is spliced from 21 exons. Gene Ontology annotation, cellular component: membrane. The record is from RefSeq and is a predicted model, not a curated record. Gene Ontology annotation, molecular function: ABC-type transporter activity; ATP hydrolysis activity; ATP binding. The coding region runs from base 1746 to 6308 and encodes 1520 amino acids.